CGUCUCGAAUGGCUUACAUAGAUUCAUAGAUUGCCUUCUCUAGAUACAUGGGGUGUAUCUGAGUAUCUGCUAAAUCAUAUUGCAUCUAAAUAUAGGCAUUCAUAAUAUUCAUCAAUUCUGAUGUGGAGGCCGUCAAAAUGUUCACUGUUACUAUCUCAUACUUGUAUUUUGAAGUGUAUCUGGCAGUCAUUAUAGUUGUAACAAGAUAACCACUUGUUGUUUGACUUGAAGAUAAUUAUGUAAUAUCUGAGGGAAAUUUUACAUAAGAAUACAUCAUAGUGGUCUGAUCAAAUUCCAUACAUUAAUUCAGAAAGUUCGAAUUAAUCGAAGGGAUCUCUGCGCAUUUAUUAUUCAAGACCAAAAAUCCAUUUAAACUAGAUCUACAAGCCCUGAUGUCACUAACUUUGUGACACUCUGCCAGUUGACAAGCUGUCCCUGUCCAAAAGCAAUACCC
This is a messenger RNA of Paramecium octaurelia, 454 nucleotides long. The record is from the annotation of a GenBank genome assembly. Lineage: Eukaryota; Ciliophora; Oligohymenophorea; Peniculida; Parameciidae.